AUGGAACAUGAAGAAAAUGCUAGGAAGAUGAAUGCAGCAGUUUUUGAAUCUGCUGAAGUCUGCAAAUCUAUGACCGAAAAAGUCAAUAAACUAAUUUCUAAGAUGAUCAAUUUCAUGGAAACUUAUAGAACAACCUAUAAGCACAAUACUGCCUCUGCAAAUGAAGCCCUUCAGAACUUGGUGCAAUGUUUCAGACUGAGAAGAUCAAUUUGGAAAAGAUUUGCACUGGGCUGCAACAAGACUCUGCAUCGUUCCAAACAUCUCUUACUUCUUAGAUUACAAAGCUUCAGGAUGAAUCGACGAUGGAUAAGAUCCGCAUUGGGCUGCAACAAGACCCUUGCGAGGAAGACAGAAAAUGUCAAGGUGUUAGAUACUAAACUUCAACAGUCUGAUAAACGGGUCCAUGAUUUGUUAUCAAAGAAGGAGGCAGUGCGAACUUGCAUUACUGAUGUUACCAGUUUACUCUCUGAUAUCAUUGAGACCAGGGACUCAAUGAUAUCUAUUACACUUCAUAAACACCUUGCUGAGAAGUUAAACCCUGUCUUCGCAAUGUUAUAUCGGCUGCAAGGUGUUUCUCCUCAGUCUUCUAAAUAG
Messenger RNA from Lactuca saligna, 594 nucleotides. NCBI's taxonomy places the organism in Eukaryota, Viridiplantae, Streptophyta, Magnoliopsida, Asterales, Asteraceae. The record is from the annotation of a GenBank genome assembly.